ACCAAACAAACUUUUCAAACGCAGCAUGCUACCACAGCAUUAAAUUCCCCAAUGGAGUAAGAGAAACGCGUUUGACCUUGUCCCCGACGACCUCCAUUGACGACCUUCCUUUAGCUUAUUAUCAAUGUAGAUCCAUUUCCCAGUUUUCUACCUUGCUUUCUUCAAGCAUUUUAAUUUUCACAGAUAAUCGUAGCUUUAAUGGCGGAUAAAGUGAAGCAGAUCCUUGCGAAGCCGAUUCAAUUGGCGGACCAGGUGACUAAGGCGGCGGACGAGGCUAGCUAUUCGUUCAAGCAGGAAUGCGCGGAGUUGAAGACGAAGACGGAGAAGCUGGCGGCGCUGCUGCGGCAGGCGGCGCGUGCCAGCAACGACCUGUACGAGCGGCCGACGCGGCGGAUCGUGGAGGACACGGAGCAGGUUCUGGAGAAGGCGUUAGUGUUGGUGGUGAAGUGCCGCACGCACGGGCUGGUGAAGCGCGUGUUCACCAUCGUUCCCGCGGCGGCGUUCCGGAAGAUGCAAUCCCAGCUGGAUAACUCGAUCGGGGAUGUGUCGUGGCUCCUCCGCGUCUCCGCCUCCGCCGACGCACGCGACGACGAGUACCUCGGCCUCCCGCCGAUCGCCGCCAACGAGCCCAUCCUCUGCCUCAUAUGGGAACAGAUUGCGAUUCUCUACACCGGAUCCCUCGACGACCGCUCCGACGCCGCCGCCUCCCUGGUUUCCCUGGCCAGGGACAAUGAUCGCUACGGGAAGCUAAUCAUCGAGGAAGGCGGAGUCCCGCCAUUGCUCAAACUCCUCAAGGACGGCAAACCAGAAGGCCAGGAAAACGCCGCCAGAGCAAUCGGAUUGCUCGGCCGCGACCCCGAAACCGUCGAACAAAUGCUCCACGCCGGCGUCUGCCAAGUGUUUGCGAAAAUGCUCAAAGAAGCUCCAAUGAAAGUCCAGGCUGUAGUCGCCUGGGCUACCUCCGAGCUCGCCAAACAUUUCCCCAAAUCCCAAGAUCCUUUCGCUCAGAACAAUAUAAUCCGGUUACUAGUCAAACAUCUCGCCUUUGAAACAGUCCAAGAACACAGCAAAUACGCCAUUGCUAGCAAGGCAACCUCGAUUCACGCCCUAGUUUUAGCCAGCAAUAACAAUGCCAAUCCCAAUUCCAAUCAGAAAAAUGAAGAUGAAGAGAAACGCAGCAGUAUCCCCCAUCCAAUGGAGACCAAGAAGCCUACCCAAAUGCACAAUGUGGUUACUAACACAAUGGCAAUGAAGAAUCAGAAUCCCAUGAAUCAUCACAAUCAUGGCAAGGAAAUGGAGGAUCCUGCAACAAAAGCUUACAUGAAGGCAAUGGCGGCAAGAGCGCUUUGCUAUCUUGCCAAAGACAAUCCGGGGAUUUGCCGUAGCAUUACAGAAUCAAGCGCCCUGCUCUGCUUCGCGGUGCUGCUCGAGAAAGGAACUGAAGAUGUGCAGUACAAUUCCGCCAUGGCAGUGAUGGAGAUCACAGCCGUAGCAGAAAAGGACCCCGAGCUGAGACGAUCAGCAUUCAAGCCGAAUUCCCCCGCCUGCAAGGCGGUUGCCGAUCAACUCCUGAGGAUCAUCGAGAGUGCCCGUCCUGAUUUACUCAUCCCUUGCAUUACAACAAUCGGGAAUCUGGCCAGGACUUUCCGGGCAACCGAAACAAGAAUGAUAUGUCCACUAGUAGCCCUGCUUGAUGACCAAGAACCAGAGAUUACCAAAGAAGCUGCAAUUGCUCUCACCAAGUUCGCCUGCAGUGACAACUAUCUUCACCUGGAUCACUGCAAGGCGAUUAUCAGCGCUGGCGGGGCGAAACACUUAGUUCAGCUUGUGUACUUUGGAGAACAGAUGGUUCAGAGCUCUGCACUCACUCUCCUGUGUUACAUUGCCCUGCACGUCCCGGAUAGCGAAGAGCUUGGCCGGUCUGAAGUGCUCACAGUGCUUGAAUGGGCAUCAAAGCAGGGAUUCCUGAACCAAGAUGACAAAAUGGCGACACUCUUGCUAGAAGCCAAACGCGGUAUGGAAGUCUUUCAAUCCAGAGGGCAUCGGAGAUGCUGAGCGACCAGAUUCGAGCUCUAUCAAUGUGUACAACUUUUGCAAUAUGGUGCUUCUUGGAUGACCAGAGAAACCUGCAACCAUUAUUCGAAGAUUUGUGUACGGGUAAUUGGGUAAACCUGCUUUGUGACCAAACCCGAAACCGCAAUAUGGUACUGCUUCUUGUCAUUUGGAGUGUACAUAAGAUAGGCCUCUUCAGUCUUGCCAAUAAUUUACUAGAGAAUAGAGGGAAGAAGUGAAAAAAAACACUGAUUACCAUUGUUCCUCAUUAUAGUUUUGUUUUUUGGAAUUUGAAUCCACAGUCUGUAUUUCAUCUUUAGAACUAGAAUUCUUUGCAUUUGGGAUAUAUGAUCACCCGCUCUACAUACUGGUUUUGUUCAUCAUUUCUACAAGUCAAAAGUUACAUGGCAAA
Molecule: messenger RNA, 2464 nt
Organism: Ipomoea nil (Japanese morning glory)
Lineage: Eukaryota; Viridiplantae; Streptophyta; Magnoliopsida; Solanales; Convolvulaceae
Exons: 1
Coding region: 199-2055 (618 amino acids)
Biological process (GO): cell surface receptor signaling pathway
Molecular function (GO): protein binding
Source: RefSeq, a predicted model, not a curated record